This is a messenger RNA of Engraulis encrasicolus (European anchovy), 558 nucleotides long. It is a transcript of the gene uqcr10, whose product is annotated as cytochrome b-c1 complex subunit 9. NCBI's taxonomy places the organism in Eukaryota, Metazoa, Chordata, Actinopteri, Clupeiformes, Engraulidae. Gene Ontology annotation, biological process: mitochondrial electron transport, ubiquinol to cytochrome c. The transcript has 2 exons. Bases 43 to 234 code for a protein of 63 amino acids. The record is from RefSeq and is a predicted model, not a curated record.
AGUUUCGCAGCUGAUUUCCGGCGUAUCAUUCCUUCUUCCAUCAUGGCGCUAGCUAAGAGUGUGUACAAUUUGCUCUUCAGGAGGACAUCAACCUUCGCCAUAACAAUCAUGUGCGGGGCCAUCGUCUUCGAGCGAAUGUUUGACCAAGCCGGAGAUACGUUAUUUGAGCAGAUAAACCGCGGGAAACUGUGGAAACACAUCAAACACAACUACGAGGAGGCGGAUGAAGAAUAACACGAUGGACCGUCGGUUAGCGGGUCUGUGGCCGGCUGCUUUCCCAUUCCUAGAACCGACCCCUGAUAUCAACAUCACCAUGGACUGUGUCCUCGAAUGCCACAACCGCAAUCAACAUCUACUGCGACGCGGACAGACGAUAUGGGAAUAUAAAUUAAACGUAAAAGACUUUGAAAGUUGAGAAAGUCGUGGAUUGUUGGUGUCACUUCCCUGCUCCUCUUUUCCUGCAGCCCCAAAUGUUUUCUUCGGAACGUAUCUUGUGUCAAUUUCUUUGUUAAGAAAGGGUUAAUUUUAUGUAAGAAAUAAAUCUAUCUUCAACGCGGA